Telopea speciosissima is the source of this 1562-nucleotide messenger RNA. Its product is annotated as flavin-containing monooxygenase FMO GS-OX-like 4. The transcript has 7 exons. NCBI's taxonomy places the organism in Eukaryota, Viridiplantae, Streptophyta, Magnoliopsida, Proteales, Proteaceae. The coding region runs from base 7 to 1434 and encodes 475 amino acids. The record is from RefSeq and is a predicted model, not a curated record. Gene Ontology annotation, molecular function: NADP binding; flavin adenine dinucleotide binding; N,N-dimethylaniline monooxygenase activity.
UCGUUUAUGUUAAUGUCUCUUCUCUCGCAGUCUCGCAUGGAUUUGACCACUUUAACUCUCCAGAGAUUAUCCAUGACGCCCAUGAUAAACUCCAGCAGCUCUCGUAAGGUCGCCGUGAUUGGUGCUGGGGCGGCCGGCCUCGUCGCAGCUCGAGAAUUGCGCAGAGAAGGUCACAAAGUUGUCGUCUUCGAGCGAGGCCAGAAGGUCGGAGGUACUUGGAUAUACGAUCCCAAUAUCGAAUCUGAUACUUUAGGACUCGAAACUUCCCGAGCCAUCGUCCACACCAGUCUUUACGAUUCCCUCCGCACUAAUCUUCCCAGAGAAGUCAUGGGUUUUCGCGAUUAUCCGUUUGUGGCUAAGGAAGGCAAAGACAGGGACACUCGAAGGUUUCCAGGGCACCGUGAGGUCUUGCUUUAUCUGGACGACUUUGCUCGCGAUUUCGAACUCUUCGAAUUGGUUCGGUUUGAGACUGAGGUGUUUCAUAUAGGUAUGGUGGAGGAAGGGAAAUGGAUCGUAAGAUCAAAAAAGCGAGCUCCGACUGAUCGAGAAGAUUCGCUAAUCGAUAUCGAUGAGGUUUAUGAUGGUGUGGUGGUUUGUAAUGGUCACUAUACAGAGCCCCGUAUUGCAGAAAUUCCAGGUAUUGAUUCAUGGCCCGGGAAGCAAAUGCACAGUCACAAUUAUCGUGUCCCUGAUCCAUUUCGUGAUCAAGUUGUGGUUUUGAUAGGGAGUUCUUCUAGUGCUUCUGAUAUCUCCAGGGACAUCGCAAGCGUAGCUAAAGAAGUUCAUAUUGCCGCAAGAUCUUUUACAGAUGAAACAAUGCGAAAGCAGCCUGGCUAUGAAAAUAUAUGGUUUCAUUCUAUGAUUAAGAGUGCUCAUGAAGACGGCACUAUUGUAUUCCAAGAUGGGAGUUCAGCCCUUCCUGAUGUUGUUCUACACUGCACAGGAUACAAAUAUCAUUUUCCUUUUCUUCAGACUCGUGAUAUUGUCAAUGUGGAUGACAACUGCGUAGGACCACUCUACAAACAUGUUUUUCCGCCGUUGUUGGCUCCAUGGCUUUCCUUUAUUGGUUUACCAUGGAAGGUUAUUCCUUUUCCAUUGUUCGAAUUACAAAGCAAGUGGGUAGCUGGUGUUUUAUCUGGCCGGAUUGUUCUUCCAUCGCAGGAGGAAAUGAUGGAAGAUGUGAAAAAUUUUUACUCAAAACUUGAAGCUGCUGGCGUGCCCAAAAGAUAUACUCACAACAUGGGAGACUAUCAGUUCGAGUACGAUGAUUGGCUUGCAACGGAGUGUGGGUGUCCAGUAUCAGAGGAGUGGAGAAAGCAGAUGUAUGAUGCAACUGGGAGAAACAGGCAUGCCCAACCAGAAACAUAUCGUGAUGUGUGGGAGGAUCAGCAUCUUAUCUUGCAAGCAAAUGAAGACUUUGUCCAGUACAAAUGAGGGUAGAUAAUGUCAUUCAAGACAAAGCUUCUUGUAGGACUUUAGCUUGUGCAUCUUGUAUAUGUGCUAAGGUCUAAUAAUAAAACACAAUUAAGUAGCAAAGAUUAAAGCUUGUAUUUCUUGCUAAA